AUCACGGCGAGCCUGUCAAUCACGAGGCCCACGGGCGCUGAGGGGGCGGACCGAGCCCCAACCCUCCCGGAUCUGAGCAGGUAUAUAAGGGGCCGGGCAGGCUUCCCGGGCAAGCUGCGAAUGCGACCAGCUCGAGAGAACGCAUCAGGUGAGAGAAGCCCGCGCGGUCCCGCCGACUUUCCGCGGAGCCCUUCCGCAAGCUUGCCCUUCCCGCCCGAGCUGCCGGCCCGCCGGCCCCCGAGUGCCACUCCGACGGAGUCCCCCGGCCUUUUCACCGUGGCCGCUCCAGCCCCGGGAGCGCCUUCUCCUCCCGCCACGCUGGCGCACCUCCUUCCCGCCCCGGCGAUGUACAGCCUGCUGGAGACUGAACUCAAGAACCCCGUGGGACCGCCCGCCCCAGCCGCGGGCACCGGCGGCCCCCCAGCUCCGGGCGCUGCGGGCAAGAGUGGCGCGAACCCAGCCGGCGGCGCGAACGCAGGCAGCGGGAGCGGCGGGGGCGCGAACGGCGGCGGCGGCGGCGGGGGCAGCGACCAGGACCGCGUCAAGCGACCCAUGAACGCUUUCAUGGUGUGGUCCCGCGGGCAGCGGCGCAAGAUGGCCCUGGAGAACCCCAAGAUGCACAACUCCGAGAUCAGCAAGCGCCUGGGCGCCGACUGGAAACUGCUGACCGACGCGGAGAAGCGGCCGUUCAUCGACGAGGCCAAGCGGCUGCGUGCGGUGCACAUGAAGGAGUACCCGGACUACAAGUACCGGCCCCGCCGCAAGACCAAGACGCUGCUCAAGAAGGACAAGUACUCGCUGCCCGGCGGCCUCCUGCCCCCGGGCGCCGCCGCCGCCGCCGCCGCUGCCGCCGCCGCCGCCGCCGCCGCCAGCAGCCCGGUGGGCGUGGGCCAGCGCCUGGACACGUACACGCACGUGAACGGCUGGGCCAACGGCGCCUACUCGCUCGUGCAGGAGCAGCUGGGCUACGCGCAGCCCCCGAGCAUGAGCAGCCCGCCGCCGCCGCCCGCGCUGCCGCAGAUGCACCGCUACGACAUGGCCGGCCUGCAGUACAGCCCCAUGAUGCCGCCGGGCGCCCAGAGCUACAUGAACGCCGCGGCCGCCGCCGCCGCCGCCUCGGGCUACGGGGGCAUGGCGCCCUCCGCCGCGGCCGCCGCCGCCGCCUACGGCCAGCAGCCCGCCGCCGCCGCGGCCGCCGCCGCCGCCGCCGCCAUGAGCCUGGGCCCCAUGGGCUCCGUGGUGAAGUCGGAGCCCAGCUCGCCGCCGCCCGCCAUCGCUUCGCACUCGCAGCGCGCGUGCCUCGGCGACCUGCGCGACAUGAUCAGCAUGUACCUGCCACCCGGCGGGGACGCGGCCGACGCCGCCUCUCCGCUCCCGGGCGGCCGGCUGCACGGCGUGCACCAGCACUACCAGGGCGCGGGGACUGCGGUCAAUGGAACGGUGCCGCUGACCCACAUCUGAGCUCCCGGGCCGCGCUCCCAGCUCUUCGCCCCCACCCCGCCCCGCACCCCCACGUUGGGACGCCUUGCUGUUCUUAGCUUUGCUCACCUGGGACCGUUGCCUUGUACCGAAGAAGAGGGGGACCGAAAGUUUUGGGCCGUAGCUGUCGGGUUUUGUACAGAAGCGACAAGUCCCGAGCAGCGGAAAUGGGACUUGCUAGAGCCGCCAGCUUCUGACCGCGGCCCCUUCCUCCUCUUCCCGGGUUCCUAGGUUCUUCUGUCGCAUUUGAAAAUGUUGUCUUGUUAGUUUACUAUUAAUCGAGGACUGAGUGAGGUUGACCGCCCCCCCCCAAGAACUGCAAUGCCUCCACCCCCAGUCGUAUAGCUUCUGUUUUCCUCUGGCCUUUUUUGGGGGGUGGGGGGGAUGCUGGCCGCGCCAACUGGCGCGACAGCUAAAGCCAAUGUUAAUUUAUAGCCAGGUGUGCGUGUGUUUCCCGCCUCGCCGCCCCUGGCCGCGGGACAGCUUCUGUCCAGUGCGCGUCUAGGCUGUUGUUGAGUUUGUGAAUUCUGCAGUGAUCUAUUUGCUAUUUCGUGUACGCAUUUUGUUCGGGUGGUGGGGAAGGGGUUAUUUUGUUCCAGGUUUUUUCAAGGUUUUGCUCUUAAUGCUAAGUGAGAGAUCAAUAAAUUUUAUAACCAA
This is a messenger RNA of Mastomys coucha (southern multimammate mouse), 2136 nucleotides long. It is a transcript of the gene Sox3, whose product is annotated as SRY-box transcription factor 3. The transcript has a single exon. Lineage: Eukaryota; Metazoa; Chordata; Mammalia; Rodentia; Muridae. Gene Ontology annotation, biological process: anatomical structure morphogenesis; cell differentiation; positive regulation of transcription by RNA polymerase II. Gene Ontology annotation, molecular function: RNA polymerase II cis-regulatory region sequence-specific DNA binding; DNA-binding transcription factor activity, RNA polymerase II-specific. Bases 121 to 1461 code for a protein of 446 amino acids. The record is from RefSeq and is a predicted model, not a curated record.